Messenger RNA from Neoarthrinium moseri, 1830 nucleotides. RefSeq lists its product as uncharacterized. Bases 1 to 1830 code for a protein of 609 amino acids. The transcript has 3 exons. NCBI's taxonomy places the organism in Eukaryota, Fungi, Ascomycota, Sordariomycetes, Amphisphaeriales, Apiosporaceae. The record is from RefSeq and is a predicted model, not a curated record.
AUGGUUCAGCAGCCUUACCUCUACGACCCAGAUCGAUCGGACCCGCGUUUCUCGCCCACGAAGCCGUUCGAUCCCAAGGCUGUCACGAGAGCUAGCUGGGAAUCGAAGCCGUCCACACCCAAGAAGAAGGAUGGACCGCUUAUGUCUUUCAACCAGCACCCUGACCUUCACGAGGUACCUCCGGGACGAAACACCAAUUUCCGACCCAUGAGCAACAGGACAAAAUCAUGGAUCGUGGGAAUGAGACGUGUACAGCUGGGCCUUCGAUGCUUUGAGCUCGUUGGUGCUGUGGGUCUAGUCACGCUCAUGAUCUUGAUCUCGAAUGUCGAUCCUCUCACGGCGUGGGUCAUGAGAAUCGCACCCGGCGUCUUUGCCAUCGCUUCUGUGUACGCUAUCUGGCAUCUCUCCAGGAGCGCCGGCAGCAGAACUCCUGCCUCGUCGGCAGCGUACCAGCUAUUUGCAGCCUUCACUGAUGUCGCGAUUCUGAUAUUCUACGUCUAUGGAGGCCUCUCGGUCGUCAAUCACGGAACCGAGUGGGGUACUCUGUUGUACAACGAAACCCUUGUGGCUUAUUUCGUGCCCGCAUAUUACUACACGCUCAUCGGCGCCGGAGGUUUACACGUUGUUUCGCUCCUGAUCUCGCUAUGGCUCGGUUUGAUGUUCCGACGAAUUACCAACAUGCCCCCGGACAUGAACCCGUUAGAAGACCACCUGACUGCCAGACACAAGCGCAACAAGUCUUCGAUUGCUACCAGCUACAUGACGGAAAGUUCUAGACGCCUGUCUACUCCACUGGAGGAACGCCGUCGCUCUGGUGCACCGUAUGAGACUCUUUCUCGUCCACCGAGCAUCCCCUUCAUGCAUACUCGCUCCAACUCCCGGGACUCAUUCGUCUCUUCGAAGGGCGACCUCCCCAGCCGCCAGUACCAAGUUGAGCCCAGCAACUCGCCGCGCAAUAGUGUUGCAUCAGCAGCUGAGCUCAAGCGCUUGUCCAAGCCUGCUUCUAACCGGGGUAGCUACACCGAGAUCCCACUCCACGAGACAGGAUCUCCGCGUCAUAGUAACGGCAUCGAUUCUGCCAACGCUUCGCCCACGCGGGUUGGCAAGUUCACGGAGUCCUGGUACGCCUCGGAAUCGCUCAUCAAUCGCACCCAGCAACGCCAGCGUGCAAUGAAUGCAGCUGCCACCUCCGCAAACGCCUCCAAGUUCCGUGCCUACGAGGCCGUCAGCCAGCAAUACGACGACGUCUCCGAUGAUGACUCGGACCGCGAGAACAACAUGCGCCCUGACCUCGACGACAUGGCGUAUUUGGCUGACAGUAUCACUGGCAAUGGCUCGCACCCCAACCCUCUGCGAUCAAACCCCACACCCGUCUCCUCCGUGGGCUCCUCGGAAGUCUCCUCGGUAGCUCCACCCGUCCCCUCUCACGGGGUGAGCGGCGGGCCGCGAUCCAAGACGCCGUAUUACCCGCGAGUCUCGGCACUCGGAGAGAUCUCGUCGAACAGGCGGUCCGUGAGCGGCAGCCAGGACAUCACGGACCAGAAGCCGGGCAUGUUGGCCGCGCCCGUGGGUUCCGGGAUGGGACGGAAUAGAGACUCGUCCAUCCAGCCCGAGGACGCCUUCUACUCGAAGCCGUAUGGCGAUCUCAAGCCGGCCACACCUCCCAUCAUGGUCGGCACCGGCCGCCAGGUGUCCUCGGGCAACGACUACGACCUAGGCAGCGCCCCCGGUGCCUACGGCAAGUACCGACGGAAUGUGAGCGGCAAGGCCGCCGAGGAGGGUAUGGCAGGGAAGCGGUACUCGCGGUACAGCGUGCUGAACGACGAUUAA